AUGAGGGAAAUCGAGCAGUCAAAAAUCUGCAUACAUAUCUUCUCAAAGAACUACGCUUCGAGUAAGUGGUGUCUCAGGGAGGUGGCGGAGAUUAUGAAGCUCAAGGAUGAGACGAAGCACGUGAUCAUAUCCAUUUUCUUAGACAUCACGCCAGAUGAAGUUAAGUACCAGACAGGGAGUUAUGCUAAAGCCUUUACCCAGCACGAGAAAAACUACGACUUCGAGACUGUUCAGGAGUGGAGGAAUGCUCUCCAAGAGGUUGUGAAACUGAAAGGGUUUGAACUCAAGAAAGAGGCAAACGGGAAUGAGGGAAAGUUCAUUAAAAAGGUGCUUGUAAGGGUUCUUAACUGUCUGAAGAAACCUUAUCUAGGUGUCACUGAUAUCUUGGUAGGAGUCGAUGAUCAUGUCGAAGCUGUCAAGACAUUGCUGGAGCUUGGAAAGGAAGGUGUUCAAAUUGUUGGAAUAUGGGGCAUGGGUGGAAUUGGGAAAACAACUCUUGCAAAAGUUGUCUACAACCAACUGUUGGAGAAAUUUGAAUCCUCUUGCUUCCUCAAUGACAUUAGGGAAACAUCCUCACAGCACAAGGGUCUUCAGUACUUGCAAAGCAAGCUACUAUCCGACAUCUUAAAUUGUAAGUGUGAAGACUUUGCAAAUACGAAUGAAGGAACCCAGGAGCUCAAGAACAGGCUCCGUGGAAAGAAAGCAAUCAUUCUUUUGGAUGAUGUUGACCAAGUUGAUCAACUCAAGGCUCUAGCUGGGGAUCUUGCUUGGUUUAGUCCAGAAAGCAGGAUUAUAGUUACAACCAGAGAAAAGACAGUUCUAGAUCUAUUUCGAAUAAAGAAUAUCUAUGAACACACUCUACUGAGUGAAUAUCAAGCUUUUAGACUCUUCUGCAAGCAUGCAUUUAUAACAGGCUUACCGACACCUGAUUUUGUUUACUUGUCUUGGGAUAUUGUGAGGACAACUGGAGGUCACCCCUUGACUCUUGAGGUAAUAGGUUCUAGUUUAUCUUUGGAAAACGGGCGCAAGGAUAUAUGGCAAGGAGCACUGGAGAAAUUGAAGAAGAUACCCCCUAGCAAUGUCCAAGAAAAGUUGAGGUUAAGUUAUAAUGGCUUAGAUCAGGAGCAGCAGGAGAUAUUUCUUAAUAUUGCAUGUUCCUUCAUCGGCACAGAUGCUAGAAUUGCAUGUGAGAUUUCCCCAAAAGUUGGAAUUGAGAUCCUUCUCUUUAAGUCAUUGAUUAGAAUAACAGAUAACGGUAAGUUAUGGAUGCACGACCUUCUCAGAGACCUUGGUAGGGAAAUUAGGAUGACAAAAGUUGAAGCCAUCAGUCUAGAAGGAUAUCAGUUCCGCUCGGAAGAUCUCUGCUUUAAGGAUGAUCAGUUUAAGAAUCUACCGAUCUUGAGGAUCCUUCUGUUAGAUAAAGCUAAUCUCAGUGGAAAUUUUGAGCGUAUUCUCCUGAACCUGCGGUGGCUGAGUUGGCACUUCUGCAACUUCAGUCCUACGCUGCCGACCAAUCUAAAUCUGAAGAACCUAAUUGUCCUCGAUCUAUCGAGGAGCAUGGUCAGUGAGGAUUGGGCCGGCUGGAGCUUGAUGAAGCUAAAAGUUCUUGAUCUUACAGAAUGCAACCAUCUAACAAGAACACCCGGUUUCUCAGAAUUUCCAGCUUUAGAGAGACUGAUUCUUCGAAAUUGUCGCAACUUGGUCUCCGUUGAUCCAUCAAUAGAGCUACUUAGCGCUCUAGUCUCCAUAGACAUAAGGGACUGCACGAAACUCGAACAUUUGCCUCAGUUGGGUUCAAUGGACGCACUGACUGAGCUUCUGGUUGAUGGAACCUCUAUACAGGAAUUACCUAUACUGAGAGGUACAGACAAGCUGGGGAAUCUGGAGGCCCUCGGCGCCAACUGA
This is a messenger RNA of Punica granatum (pomegranate), 1905 nucleotides long. The record is from RefSeq and is a predicted model, not a curated record. NCBI's taxonomy places the organism in Eukaryota, Viridiplantae, Streptophyta, Magnoliopsida, Myrtales, Lythraceae.